This is a messenger RNA of Nerophis lumbriciformis (worm pipefish), 381 nucleotides long. NCBI's taxonomy places the organism in Eukaryota, Metazoa, Chordata, Actinopteri, Syngnathiformes, Syngnathidae. The record is from RefSeq and is a predicted model, not a curated record.
AUGCCGGUCCAACCUCCCAAGACUGAUAAGAAAAAGGACACUGGGAAGUCCAAAAAAGACAAGGACCCAGUCAACAAGUCUGGAGGCAAAGCCAAGAAGAAGAAGUGGUCUAAGGGAAAGGUGAGGGACAAGCUCAACAACCUGAUCCUCUUUGACAAAGCCACCUAUGACAAGCUGUACAAAGAAGUUCCCAACUACAAGCUCAUCACACCCGCUGUUGUGUCGGAGAGGCUGAAGAUCCGUGGCUCCCUGGCGAGGAACGCUCUGCAGGAAUUGCUCGCUAAAGGUAUGAUCAAGCUGGUGUCCAAGCACAGAGCUCAGCUCAUCUACACACGCAACACCAAGGGUGGGGAUGAGGAGGUACCAGCAGAGAAAGCAUAA